AUGUAUCCUAUAUUAUGUGCAUAUACCAAUGGGUGGCCUGUUACAGAAGAAGGUGAUCCUGCCAAUGCUGAGCAUGACAUUGAGUUCUGGGAGCCUUUGAAGAAUUUAAUAAUUUUUUAUAGCUUUGAAGAUAGAUCUCAUCUUUCAUUGCUUCUUAAAACGUUUUAUGAUUUAAAGAGAGAAGAAUGUAGUAUGCUUGAGCCUUCUAUAAAGACAAGCCGUAAAGCCUAUUUUAAUAGCUGUGUUAUUGAUGCUGCAUUCAACCAAAGUUCUACAAAAGAGGCAUGUCAUGUUUAUGUGCAGCUACAAGUAGACAUGAACUGCAGAAGAUCUCUCUUACUGUCCAGGAUAUAA
This is a messenger RNA of Phycomyces blakesleeanus NRRL 1555(-), 354 nucleotides long. RefSeq lists its product as hypothetical. Bases 1 to 354 code for a protein of 117 amino acids. The record is from RefSeq and is a predicted model, not a curated record. NCBI's taxonomy places the organism in Eukaryota, Fungi, Mucoromycota, Mucoromycetes, Mucorales, Phycomycetaceae. The transcript has 2 exons.